GUUAUCAUUUAACAAGUAAUGAUUUUGUAAUUAAGGCUUAAAAGAUUCUAAAUUGUUACAAAGAUUAUAAAUUAUGGUUCUGUGGAUAAAGCAAUCAUUGAAUAAUCAGUAUGGGUGAUUUAAGUCAAGCAGAUAGUUCUUGGAAGAAAAUGGUUAUAGCUAAAACAAACAAUGAGUGGAAAUCAUCUGUCGGUGAAGAUGCGAAUGCAGCUAGUAACACUACACACUUUAGAUUAAGUGAUGAAUGCAUACAAUACGAUAACAUUAAAAAAGAAAUUGAGGAAAUUGAUGAACAAGAGACACUCAAUACCGUCGAGCCGGUCGAUAUGAUACAAGAAAUGGAUCCACUAUCAUUGUUGGAGCCUAAAGCGCGUAGACGAAGGAAAGGCUCAGGACCAAAGAGUGAAACAUCAGAAGAGAGAGCCGCACGGCUAGCCAAGAUGUCUGCAUAUGCAGCACAGAGGCUGGCAAAUGAGUCACCGGAACAGCGCGCCACUAGACUGAAGCGUAUGUCCGAAUAUGCAGCUAAAAGACUUUCAUCAGAGACGAGAGAACAGAGAGCGAUUAGGUUGGCAAGAAUGUCUGCAUAUGCAGCCCGUCGACUUGCUAAUGAGACCCCAGCACAAAGGCAAGCUAGACUAUUGAGGAUGUCGGCAUAUGCUGCGAAAAGGCAGGCUAGCAAGAAGUCUCUUAGUACAGUGAACGAUAGCUUGAAUUACAGUAUUAUGCCGAAUCAAAGUAGAGCAACUAAUCAUCCAUUCACUUAAAUUUUAUUUUUAAAUCACAGAAAAUUUCAUCACAAAGUUUUUUUUAGUUUUAAAAGUGAUAAUGUAAAUAAUAAUAUUAUUUUUAAUAAUUUAAUAACUGAUUGAAUAUUCUUGGUGUAAGGGAACCAUUCUCAGAAAUAGUGACAGGAAUAGUAUUGGUGAUUGCUGAACACUAAGUUUAAAAAAUAUUAUGUUUAGCUCAUGAAUGAAAAUUGUUUUUAUCUUUUAUGUUCAGGCAGUAUUGACUUCUCAGCUUUCAGAAGGUUUUCACCUUAAGCUCAGUGCAAUGUUUAGCCAAUUGCACAGCAAUUUACAAAGUGUGUUUAGUGUAAACAUUGUUAUUUUACUUUAAAAAUGAAAUACACAAGCUUCUGUAAAAAAAUAUUUUAUUUAAAAAAUACAAUGACUUAAUCCUAAAGCAAAUAAUACAGGCUUAUUUUACUAUUUGUAUAAUAUAUGUAUGUCAAAAAAGCACUGCACCCCUAUUAAAGAUUACAAAGAUGCCUAAAGCAUUAACGAUUGAGAUUUACAAUCAGUCUACUAAGUAUAUAACAUAAAAUAUCAUUUAUUGUAACAGUCAGGCAGACCUAAUGAUCUUAGUAACUGACUUAAACGAUAAUUUGGUUUCAUAAUUGCAUAAGUUUAUAUGAAAUUCUUGUUGAAAUUCUUAAUUCUAUGUAGUAAUAAAAAUCGUUUUGCACUACAAA
Bombyx mori (domestic silkworm) is the source of this 1474-nucleotide messenger RNA. It is a transcript of the gene Fmbp-1, whose product is annotated as fibroin-modulator-binding protein-1. The record is from RefSeq and is marked provisional. NCBI's taxonomy places the organism in Eukaryota, Metazoa, Arthropoda, Insecta, Lepidoptera, Bombycidae.